GAGGAAACUGUACAGCUAUUGAGCGGAUAGCUUACGAAAUAGCCGAACAACAGGCCAGAGAAGGUGUAAUAUACAGUGAGGUCCAUUAUCGACCUGCGAACCUGGCCAACAUGAUGAACAGCGAUGGUCUUACUAGUCUUGAAACUGUGACCUACAGAAUGGUGCUCGAACUCGUAAAGAAAGGGUUUCAGCGGGCAGAACAAGACUAUGGCAUAAAAGCACGUUCGCUCCUCAACUGUGGUAGAGAAAAUCCUGAUGAGGCUCGUGAGGUUUUGUCACUAUGUGAAGAAUUCAAAGACAAGUCUGUUGCUGGGAUUGGACUAAGUGAGCCUUGGCUUGGGCCAAAUCAGGAUUUGGAGGGAGAAGAGGGAUUAAGGAAGGAAGUGAUAGAAGUAUUUCAAAGGGCAGCACAAUUAGGAAUCCACAGAACAGCGCAUACAGGAGAAGCUGGACCUCCUAGUAGUGUUGAUAGACACGUGAAAUUCCUCCAAUUAGAAAGAAUCGGUCAUGGGUACAGGGCUGUCGAUGACGAAGUACUCUACCAAGACCUACUGAAGAAGGGUAUUCAUUUUGAAACGUGCCCUCAUAGUAGCUACCUUACUGGUGCUGUUCCUGCAAAUUGUAUUAAACACCCGAUUGUCAAGUUUGCCGAGGACAAUGCCAACUUCUCAAUUAGCACAGACGAUCCUUUACUCACUGGAACGACACUAGAUGACGAAUAUCGUUUGCUCCAACAGAAAGGACUGGAGGAUUUCUAUAUUAUUCGAGCACAUUUCAAUGCUGCCCGGUCUUGUUUUUUGCCACCUCAAGAGAAGAAAGAUAUUUUUGACCAUCUGAAAAAGGUUUAUGGUAUAACAGAGGAAUCAAAUUUGCAACCAUUUCAAUAAGAAUUUUCUAACUUUACAGAAAUAGUUGUAUUAAUCUUUUGAAAAAUAAUCAUUAAUGUUUCCAAACAGCUAAAUUAAUAAGUUUUAGGAGAUUUAUGGAGUGUUUAAAAUGACCGUGUCAGUUA
Molecule: messenger RNA, 1012 nt
Organism: Limulus polyphemus (Atlantic horseshoe crab)
Lineage: Eukaryota; Metazoa; Arthropoda; Merostomata; Xiphosura; Limulidae
Product: adenosine deaminase-like
Exons: 5
Coding region: 111-887 (258 amino acids)
Biological process (GO): adenosine catabolic process; negative regulation of adenosine receptor signaling pathway; inosine biosynthetic process
Cellular component (GO): external side of plasma membrane; cytosol
Molecular function (GO): adenosine deaminase activity
Source: RefSeq, a predicted model, not a curated record